AUGUACCAUGAACAUCAUACCUCCAAACUCUAUACUGCGACACCCUUAGGGCAAAUCAUGGCACAACGAGUCUGGACUAGCUUCAACACGAUCAAUUCGAACCGCAAGAAGGAUCCUUCCGAGAAGAAGCUCAUCUUGGACGACAAGAACCAGAUCUCCGAGAAGGCACAAGAGGAAUGGGAUGUCAAAGGACAGUGGAUGCUCAUCGACGCCACACAGGCUAUCCGUUGGGCUUGGAUACUGCUCAAGUAUGACUCUGAGACCGCCAUCAACAAGUACGUCGAUUGGUUCCACGGACUGAUACGAAAGAAUGCACAACGGACGAAGAUACCGGACGUCCUCUCCCUCUACUGCAUCGACAACCUGGACACAAUGGCCAUCACCAUCUACGUCGUGGCAAUCCCCACAACCUACGUGGACUUGGCCGCCAACGCCACCAGCAUGGCCUACGCCUACUCAUACAACACAGCCUACGCCCACACCGACUCCAAUGGAAAUGAGAAGGGCGGAAAGAACAAGGGCAAGAAGGGCAAGUUUGGCAAGGGUGGCAAGAAAUAG
Symbiodinium necroappetens is the source of this 558-nucleotide messenger RNA. The record is from the annotation of a GenBank genome assembly. Lineage: Eukaryota; Dinophyceae; Suessiales; Symbiodiniaceae.